CACAGUCAAUACAAUCAAGGCUUCCCUUUGUUCUAUGACUCAAUCGAUCUACUGCCUCCAGUCAAUCGGAGCCCCAGAGAUCGAUGAUCUUCUUUUUUUUUAAAUCUACCGCUAUAUACAGUAUCCUCAUAUAGAAGGUAUCUACCCAGUUGGGAGUGUAUUCGUCGGUAUCCAACAGUUCAGCUACAGGUCCCAAGUGCACAUUAAACAAUCUCUCUACUGCCCUGUCUUCUAACACGAUAUAUCUACUUCUCCUUCCUACCAAUCUUUACAUCUAGUCCUGCGGCAAGAUGUCGGACACCCCUGAAGGUAUUGUUGAACACACCUACGACAAUAUUACAGAAUGGUACCUGCAGUGGGCGACGAGUCAGAAAUCACCGCGAGAAAGAUAUACCCAGAUGCUCCUAGACAAGCUGCAACCGUCACCCUCUAUUCUAGAGCUUGGUUGCGGUCCCGGAGUUCCUAUUUUGAAAAUGCUUCUCGACCACGGCGCUCAAGUGGUCGCAAAUGAUAUCUCAACUAAGCAGCUUGAGUUGGCUAAGGCCCGUUGCCCCGGGGCUAAGCUGGUUGCAGGCAGCAUGACUUCCCUUACUUUUGAGCCUGCGAGCUUCCAUGGUGUAAUUAGCUUCUUUGCGCUAUUCCACCUUCCACGGUCGCAGCUGAAGGCGAUGCUGACCACGAUCUAUGAUUGGUUGAAGCCCGGAGGUGUCUUCGUUUUGAAUCUUGCGACUAUCGACGAAGAAGAAAUCCAUGGCGAAUUCCUAGGACAUGGAAUGUUCUGGAGUAGCUAUGAUGUGGAUCAGAAUCGAGCAAUGUUAACAGAAGUCGGAUUUGAGGUCUUGCAGGUGGAAGUAUUACAGGCUGGCGAUGGGAAGUUGGAGGAGGAUGAUCCAGACUAUGAUACCGAGUUUAUGUGGGUCAUGGCACGAAAGAAAGAACCUUCUGACGAUCCAAGCAGUGGACAAGUAGUGUGAUGGCGCUCUCUGUGUCUGUUCUGGAGUAGCCCGGGUUAGAAGAUAAUCGUCAUCCGUGACAACACUAGAAACCCAGUAUAUUCCUAUCUAAAGGUGCUCUAGCCCUCCUUCUCAAUCUCGUGGUCCCCCAACUAAAGGUUCAGGGGCUGAAUAGGUCCAGCUACUGUAAGGAAAUAACUAAAUCAUGCAUGUCAGGAGCCCUGAC
This is a messenger RNA of Aspergillus caelatus, 1179 nucleotides long. RefSeq names its product class I SAM-dependent methyltransferase. Bases 291 to 974 code for a protein of 227 amino acids. The record is from RefSeq and is a predicted model, not a curated record. The transcript has a single exon. Lineage: Eukaryota; Fungi; Ascomycota; Eurotiomycetes; Eurotiales; Aspergillaceae.